AGGAGUCAUCACUCAGGAUCUAUGCUUCCUUCUUUCAAUAUUUGUUAGCUGAAGUGGUAGCUGAAGGAGUAAAGAGCUGGGCUUGGGACAGAAGCUGAUUAUCAGCCCUGGAAAUGAUUACUAGGAGAGCUGCUAUGUGAUUGGUGCAACUUAUCUAUUUUCUUUAUCAUAAGCUGCUGUUGUCAGCACUGAGACCCCUGGAGUUUCCAUCAUCUGAAUGUCUCAGUGGAACAAGUGAACUCUGGUGCAAGGUAAAGGAUGUGGUCAUUUAUUUUAAUGGUAUGUCUGUCCCAAGAAUUUGUGCAGUCAAAAGAACACAUGAGAAGAAAACGAGCUGUGGAUCCAGAAGCAUUUAUGAAUAUUAAUGAACUCAUCAGGUACAGGGGCUACCCCAGCGAAGAAUAUGAAGUAAUAACAGAUGAUGGGUACAUUCUUAGUAUCAACAGAAUCCCAUUUGGCAUUAAGAAACAAGGGAACUCAGUUGUGAAACCUGUAGUGUUUCUCCAACAUGGCUUGCUAGGAGAUGGGAGCAACUGGGUCACGAACCUGGACAACAACAGUUUGGGCUUUGUCCUGGCGGAUGCUGGCUAUGAUGUUUGGAUUGGAAACAGCAGAGGAAAUGUCUGGUCCAGAAGACACCAAAAUAUGUCCAUACAUCAAGAAGAGUUUUGGGCUUUCAGUUUUGAUGAAAUGGCCAAGUAUGAUCUUCCAGCUGUUCUGAACUUUAUUCUGCAAACCACUGGACAGGGACAGUUAUACUACAUUGGCUAUUCACAGGGUGCUGCAAUAGGGUUUAUAGCAUUUUCAGCAAUGCCAGAGUUGGCUCAGAAGGUCAAAAUGUUUUUGGCCUUAGCUCCUGUAACUAGAAUUAAGUAUGCCAGAAGUCCUGCAAUAAAACUUAUGAGCCUCCCAGAGAAACUUCUCCGGGUUAUGCUUGGCAAAAAAGAAUUUCUUCCCCAGAACAAAUUACUCAAAAAGAUCAUUGUUCCAUUGUGUGGUUACAGAUUAUUUUCUGGUAUCUGUGGAAAUGUCUUCUUUUUUCUGGGUGGCUAUAAUAUGGCAAAUAUGAAUAUGAGUCGAGUAAAUGUGUAUGUUGCUCGGACACCAGCUGGAACAUCUGCACAGAAUAUAUUUCACUGGAGCCAGAUUUAUCGCUGUGGACUAUUUAAAGGUUAUGACUGGGGCCGUGAGGUCAAGAAUAAAGAAAAGCACAGUCAGUUUACUCCUCCUAUAUAUAAGAUAGAAGAUAUGAAUGUACCAACUGCAGUAUGGACUGGAGGACAAGACCUGCUUUCAGACCCAGAAGAUGUUGCUAUCUUAGUCUCUCAGAUUAAAAACCUUGUAUUCCAUAAAGCAGUUCCAAAAUGGGCUCACCUAGAUUUCAUCUGGGGUCUGGAUGCACCUCAGAACAUGUAUAAUGAAAUCAUUGCUCUAAUGAGGCACCAUGUGUAAUCCAAAGCAGAAGUGGGACAGACAGCAGCAGACAGUUUUAAGAUCAUACUGACCAGCUGACCUUUUCUGAAGUGGUCUUUUUGAAACAUUUAAUCAUGGGACUGAUAAGAGUGUUGGUUGUACAUGUCACUUUGCAAUAUUUGUAUUAAAACUGCAUUUUCCU
Heteronotia binoei (common prickly gecko) is the source of this 1615-nucleotide messenger RNA. Its product is annotated as lipase member M-like. The coding region runs from base 259 to 1452 and encodes 397 amino acids. The transcript is spliced from 10 exons. NCBI's taxonomy places the organism in Eukaryota, Metazoa, Chordata, Lepidosauria, Squamata, Gekkonidae. Gene Ontology annotation, molecular function: hydrolase activity, acting on ester bonds. The record is from RefSeq and is a predicted model, not a curated record. Gene Ontology annotation, biological process: lipid metabolic process.